This is a messenger RNA of Bombina bombina (fire-bellied toad), 1183 nucleotides long. RefSeq lists its product as uncharacterized. The record is from RefSeq and is a predicted model, not a curated record. Lineage: Eukaryota; Metazoa; Chordata; Amphibia; Anura; Bombinatoridae. The coding region runs from base 79 to 1065 and encodes 328 amino acids. The transcript has 3 exons. Gene Ontology annotation, cellular component: nucleus.
AAUGAUAUUUAAAUUUAAUAUUGUUAUUCAUAACCAAAUUAUCUUUAUUUACAUGUAAAAUUGUUAUUAAAAACAAAAAUGGAAAUCCAGGUAUUCCAUAUGAAAAAUAAACUGCGACAUAGUGAUCUUUCCAGAACAUCAUACAGUAUACGCCCAUUUUCAUCAACUACAUUUAGAUACUUUUUUGGAAACCGUUAUAAAAGAAAACUUUAUUUAGUUUGUAUCAACACUUUAGUUAUUUUGUGUGCUCUUUUGUAUCUCAUUUUUACAAUGUCAUCUUCCCAAGCUGGAAAGACCAAAAGUGGGAGAAGUGUCAUGUUCACUCAUUGGCAAAAUUGUAUUUUGGUCGAAGCUGUUAUCGAACACUACGAUGAAAUCAUUGGGUACCAAGCCAGAACUGUAAACCCACAGAGAAAGAGAACAAUUUGGACACAAAUCAGUAAAUCUGUUUCAGCUGAAGGAAGUUUUCCUAAGGAUGUGCGGGCUUGUCGGAAGAGAGUAACUGAUAUUAGAAAAAACAUAAAGAAAAAGGUUUGCAGGGAAAAGCAAUCUGCCAAAGGAACCGGUGGAGGCCCUGGAUAUAGGGCCGAAUUAACGGACUUUGAACAGAUGCUUUAUGCAAGGAUGGGUGAUGCCGUUGUGGUUGGCCUGGAUGUCCCAGCAGACACUAUGGAUUUUAGAGAGCAAGAAGAUGAGGGACGUCAGGAAGAGGAGAUUGAUGCACAAGAGGAUCAACCUUUGGAAAAUGAAUUCACCUCACAAGACCAAGAACCCUCCACAUCCACAGUACAAAGAGAAGAAGGGGAGAGUGUUCGUGCUUUACUACAAUCCAUGCAGGACAAUUCUAUAUUAUUAUUCGAGGGUAGGUUGUCUUCUAAUUGUCAUGUUAAUUUUUUGUUUUUUUAUGAAUGUAACCUAUUAAUAAUACAUAUUUUCCAUGUCAUACAGAAGAUCAGGUUGAAAUCAAUUUGGAACCUCUGGUUGAGGAUUCUGUAUGUCCAGAAGAUGAGGAUGAGACUCAGGUUGAGGGACAAACAUCAGAGGGACCAACACCACCAAAUCUAGAAACUCCUCAGAAUAUCAUGGUCAAUGACUCUGAAGAAGAUGAAAGACCAGAACAAUUGAUAAACCCAGAAGAUGUCACAGGCAGGGGAAAUGAUAUACAAAACAUCACAGACAUGGC